GGAGGAGGAAGAGGAGGAAGGGGCGCGGCGCCGCUCCGCGGGCGCGCUGCUGCGCGGGGGCGGCAGAGCAGUGCAGGGCAGGGCGCGGCGGCAGGACAGGCGGACAAGGAGGACAGGAGGACGAGCAGACAGGAGGACGAGGAGGGCAGGAGGACAAGCAGUGUCAGUGUUUUCGGUGUCAGCGUCCGCGGGUGCCGCCGAGGAGCCCCGGCAAUUAUGUCCCUGCUCCAUACGUCCGUCCGACUUCGCACUCGCUUGAAAGGCAGACCGACCUGAAUGCGGCGGUGCCGGCAGGAUGGGGCGGGCAGCGAGGCUUCGUUUCACCACCACAUCGGUUGUGCCUGGAUGGCUCCUCCUGGGCAGGGCGCCCUGAAGUGUUCCCCAAGGAAAAGAGACCAAAGCAACGUCCAGGAGUGCUGAUACAGGGACGUGAGAGGUGGUGAUUACUUGGAUUGCAGGAGAGACUCGCCAUGCAGGACAAGAGGCAAGUGAAAGCCAACCACUUGUUCCCGCUCAGGGUGAAGGCAGCUGCAGACUCUUCCUGCACAAAAAUGAUAUUGGCAUCGCUGAGUUGCACUGGGAUUUGCAGUUACUCCCUGUGCAUGCAGUUUAUGGAAAUGGUAGAAAUAACAAUGUGAGGAGCAGUGGCAGAGCACUGGGCUCUCUCAGGAGCCAGAGCUCUGCAUAUGUAAGCCAUUAAGAUCCCAGCAAAGUGGAAACAUGCCUUUAGAGAGGCAGCACGAGCCCAAAGCCUGCAAGUUUCUCCACAUGGCUGAAGGAGAUCUGCCCAUUUCUGUCAGCUGUUUGAGUCCCUCCUUAACCCUUUAGAGCAGGGAAGCCUGAAAGAGAGCUGAAGCAGCUGAAGCCCUCAUGGCUACAAGAUGUUGGAGCAGGAGGACACCGGCAGCCUUGGUCCUCCAGGAUGACCCAGGCUCGUGCCUACCAGAGGAGCUCCUGGGCUGGCCUUUCUCCAUAGCUCCUGAACACCAUCCUGGAACACUGUUUGCUGGGGCAGUGGCUCUCCUGGGGAUGCCUCCUCUAUUUUCUCACGGCCUGUUCUUGGGGUGAAACUGAUUGUCCUUUGCAGUUCCUUGCAUCUUUCCAAUGCACUGCAGAGGGACCUCAGACACUUAGUUUGGCAGACAUGGGGCAAGGUGAGUCACAUGUGCACGGUACAGUGACUGGGACAGGAGACUGCCAGCUAAAUGCAAAAGCACAUGGCUGUCCACACAGCUUGCAGAGCAGCAGCGGUGCCCGCAAUGUUGAGGAUUCUCUGACCAGCUUGCAUCUGGUGCUAGCGGCGCACCUGACCUUUGCUGAACCAUUUUCAGGGAUAGCCAUUUAAAUUUCAAUAUCACAGAGGGCACACUAGGACCUGGCUGUCAGUCAGAACAGAUGUAAUUAAUGUCUGUGGUUCGUGAGGGAAAGCUUUUAGCCGGACGGCUCCCCAGCCACCGCUCUGCUGCUCCACCUGAAGCCCGAGUGUCUGCGGAUGGGAUUUCUUCCUCUGCCCGGCUCCUACAUUUGCUUUUGUGUGGUGGCCGAACCCUGAGCAGUGUGCGUGGAUUUAUAAGCACCGAAACCUUUGGUGCAGCGACCUUUGCAGCUGAGGAGAGAGCAUAUUCCUGAAGAGGCUAGAGUUGCUGUACGUGGGGGAUGGAUGCUCUGCCUUUCCUCAAUUACCCUGAAUGCAAGCAGCUGUUGUGAAGGGAGGAGUCACUUUAUGGAAAUGAAGAGGCAUAAGUGUCCCUACAGAUGUCCCACAAGAAGGAAGAUUCUGAUUCUGUGUUUCACGGGGUGGGUGAUUGCACUCCUGAAACUCCUCCACGUUGAAAGACACUUUUUUCCAUCUAAGGGCAUUUAUUUGGUUGAGCACUUCUUGAGCACUUCUUCUUAUGUUAGAAACAGGUAUUCCUAUCUUAGAAAUCACUUUCAGUAUGAAAUUAAUUGUUCAUCUAUAUAUGAACAAGAUCCCCAAGAAAUUGGCAAGAGUUUAGAGAUAAGAAGAAAAGAUAUAAUUGAUUUAGAUGAUGAAGAUAUCAUAGCAAUGACGAAUGAUUGCCACAUUUAUCGCAUACUUAGGAAAUACCACCUAAAACCUGUUUCUCCAGAGGAAGAGAAUUUUCCAUUAGCCUAUUCUUUGGUUGUUCACAAAGAUGCAGUAAUGGUAGAAAGGCUCAUACAUUCACUGUACAGUCAUCAAAAUAUAUACUGCAUCCAUUAUGACCAAAAAGCAACAAAAAGUUUCAAAUCUGCUAUGAACAAUCUAGCUAAAUGUUUCCCCAAUAUUUUCAUUGCUUCAAAACUGGAGACAGUGGACUACGCACAUAUUUCGAGGCUGCAAGCAGAUUUCAAUUGUUUGUCUGAUCUGAUGGACUCUACAGUUCCCUGGAAGUAUGUUAUUAACUUGUGUGGACAAGAUUUCCCUUUGAGGUCAAAUUUCCAAUUGGUUGCUGAACUGAAGAAACUCAAUGGGGGAAACAUGCUGGAAACUGUAAAGCCAAGCAGCAGCAAAAGAGAACGAUUUACUUAUCACUAUGAACUUAUGAAAGUGCCUUAUGAAUACAUGCAGAUGCCUGUGAAAACCAACGUUUCCAAGAACCCGCCACCUCAUAAUAUUGAGGUAUUUGUAGGCAGUGCCUAUUUCGUUUUAAGUCGAGCUUUUAUUCAGUACACCCUCAGAAGCUCUCUUGCAAAAGAUUUUUUUGAUUGGUCACGGGAUACCUACUCUCCAGAUGAACAUUUCUGGGCCACUCUUGUACGUGUUCCUGGGGUGCCUGGGGAAAUUUCGAGGUCAGCCCAGGAUAUCACAGACCUUCAGAGCAAAACUCGUUUGGUGAAAUGGAAUUAUCUUGAAGAACAUUUAUAUCCUCCAUGCACUGGUACCCACCUUCGCAGUGUCUGUAUCUACGGGGCUGCAGAAUUACGAUGGCUUAUGAAUUAUGGGCAUUGGUUUGCCAAUAAGUUUGACUCCAAAGUAGACCCCGUCCUGAUAAAAUGUUUGGCAGAAAAACUGGCAGAGCAACAGAAAGAGUGGGUUUAUUUGUCCUCUGACAAAUAUUUUCUGCGUAUAAGUUAUGUGAAUGCCUCACUAUAGCAGUACCAUUCUCCCUGCUGUCAGUAUUGUGUACUGCUGCAGCAUGGGGCCUGGAGUUCCGCCCUGACCUGCUGCAGGAGGCUGGCAGGAGAACUGCUCCUUCUGCAUACGGUCCAGGGCUCUGGGGAGACGUGCGCCUGGGCACCUAUUUAUGAAAAGUCAUGUCUCUCUGGUUAACCAUUUUGUAACUUGCUACAACGAUCCUGUUACUGUUCUUCAAGGUGAUUCUGGAAGGGUAAGGUUUGCUUUUGGAGACUCUGGCACUAUCCUAAUGGAAUAUUCCAGAAAUGUUUUACAUUAAGUGUGUUUGCGUCUUUCUUAAGGAACCCUGCCAUGCCUGUUUGCCUUUCCCCUUUUCCUUCACUUUUGUUUUUCGUUAAGGUGUGAAUCAAAGACCUCUAUAUCUGCUACCUCAGGAAAACUGGAAGUGCCCAGCUCACAGACAAAGCCAAGAGAACAAUGCGACACCACAUGAGCUAUGCGGCCUCCCCGGCCAGCCUGAAGCCCCAAACUCCCUUUCUGCAGGAGUGAGCAGAGAUCUCUGUAACGUGAACGUGGCCGGAUGGCACAAGGAGGAGAAGUCCUUGGACACCACAUUGCACGUAGCAUUUCUUCCUUCUUCCAGCUCAUCUGCGCGUUGUCUUUCUUUCUGUGGAGUGUGUGUUCAGGGGCUGUGCCAUGCAUGUGGAGUGGAUGGUGGUGGAUUGAAAACAACCUCUGUGAACACGUGUGAAUAAUGCACUACUCUUCUUCAAGGGUAGCAAGGGUUUGUCCUAAUGGCAGCCCCUAAAAGUAGAUACCCAUGCCAAAAGAUGUCUGCCUUCAUAUCUAUCCCUGCCAAUAGAAAUACCCUCCUGUGAAAUCACAGUCUUUUUGGGACAGUAUUUUUACACGUGGUGGAUAACAACUGCUAUUUCUAAUUAACACUGAGCAGUCUGGUGCUAUUAGGAAACACAAAACAUGCUACAUCCAGCAGCAAUCAUCAGAACAGCCAUGCUGCAGAAAUGAAGGCCCUGUGUAGAAGUGGCUUUUUGUGCAAGUCUUACAGCCUCACACUGCCACGACCCCAGGCUGACGUGUCCCUGCUUUAGAGCAGUUCAGAGUUACAGCAGCCGUACUCUAGGCCACCCAUGCUUCCCAAGGCCCAUGUCAGGCCUGCUGGUAGCAAAGGGGUUGGGUGGCUUCCUCUCAGCUGGGCUGCCACACCACAGGCUGAGGGAAACCUUGGUCAGUGCAGGAUUCUUGUGGCUAAGAAAUGCCCCUUGGCAUUUUGGGGGAUUCUCUGCAAUGUUGCCGUGCCACCAGCUCAGUUUUGGUGGUUCCAGAGGACUCUGCAGUCUAGCUUUCUCUGUGUUACUGUCCCAUUUCUAUGCACCUGGCUCUUAUGAGAGGCAUUCUCUCAUGGGUGGCUUCAGGAUAUCUGGUUUUACCGACCCACGAGAUGCCACAAUAAUCAUGUUGCCCUGCAUCCACGAGAAAACUUUGUUUCUUCUUUGAGUUGAAGGAACCAAGUCAUUCCUUGGUCUGGGAUUUUGUUUCUAAGUGCAAUCCUGGUCAGCUUGUUUGUGGCUUGAGGAUGGGUUUGAGUCAAUAGUCGUGGGCCUUUUCCCCCAUUUGUGACACUGAUUUCCAAUGAGUCCUCAGACAAGUCAUCUGAUUUUUCUGUUCCAGCUGUAAAAUGGGAACAACAAUGCUCUACUACCUUGUUAAGCACUUACAAAUGUAUGGAUGAUGUCUGUGGUGGGUUGUUUGCACAAUAGUAAUUGCUGAUCAAAACCAUUUAUGAAGUUUGUGUGUGUGCAAGUCAAGUAUCUCUUUGAUGUACUGUUUCUCAAAUAAAGGGGGAUUAUUUUUAAAGUGUGUGUUUGCUAUUUUGGUGAUUUGCUAUGUCUGCCUAGAGCUGUUCUGACUUGACUGGAGUUAUAGAAAUUUUGUAGAAUAUGAGAUAUUGGCAGUAUGUACAGAUUCAUACAUCCGUACUUAUAUAUAAAAGUAGAGAAUUCCACAUGGAAACAGGUUAAUAAAAGAGGAUGUUAGGAUGCC
Cygnus atratus (black swan) is the source of this 5140-nucleotide messenger RNA. It is a transcript of the gene GCNT4, whose product is annotated as glucosaminyl (N-acetyl) transferase 4. Gene Ontology annotation, cellular component: membrane. Gene Ontology annotation, molecular function: acetylglucosaminyltransferase activity. The transcript has 4 exons. The coding region runs from base 1661 to 3097 and encodes 478 amino acids. The record is from RefSeq and is a predicted model, not a curated record. Lineage: Eukaryota; Metazoa; Chordata; Aves; Anseriformes; Anatidae.